AUGAGCACUGUCUGCGCUGCUACGACUCAAAUCGCCUCUCGAGCGAUGAAGACGUCCUCUUCUUCUUCGGGGUGUUCUUCGUCUUCUUCGUCUUCUUUUUCUCCUUCUUUCUCUUCUCGGGGCGGUCGGAAUUCUUUUUUGAAGACGGCGACGCAAAAAUCGUCGUCGUCAGCGAUUUUGCCGAUGAGACGAAGGAAGAAGAUUUCUGUGCGCACGAACGCGGUUUUAUUUUUACCACCUAUGCCCGGGGGUGCUGGUGCGGCGAUGAUUGGUGCGAUAGACGCCGAUCGAAUCGCGGAAGUGUAUGAUUUUUCGUCCUCGACGAAUCAGAUAGAGGUGCAAAGAGUGUUUGAAGUCGCCGACGCCGCAUCGGCGGAGAUGACCUUGGAACAAGCGCCGGCGGUGGACGCGACGAACAAACCACCAGAGAAGGAGAAGAAAUCGGCUUUACAAAAAGGCGGGUGGCUCGGACCAAUCACGAACGCCUUAGAGUCGACUUUAGAAGGUAUCGAUGGCAUUUUAGCACCCGUCGCGGGGACGAAUUCGUACGGGUUCUCUAUUCUCGCGUUAACUUUGUUGGUGAAGUUGGUCACGUUUCCGUUGACGAAGAAACAGAUCGAAGGUUCGGUGAACAUGCAAGCGCUGCAACCGAAAGUGAAAGAGUUACAAGCUAUGUAUGCGAACGACCCGGAGAGGUUACAGAUGGAAACGGCGAGAUUGUACAAGGAGGCGAACUUUAACCCGUUGGCGGGAUGUUUGCCCACCUUCGCGACGUUGCCGGUGUUUAUUGGUUUGUACCGAGCGUUGUCCAACGCCUCGGUGGAAGGUUUGCUGCAAGAUGGCUUUUAUUGGAUUCCGAGUUUAGGUGGACCGGCAACGAUUGAAAUGCGAAACGACGGCGCUGGAUUUUCGUGGUUGUUCCCGCUCGUGGACGGGGCGCCGCCCAUUGGUUGGCACGACGCCUUGUCGUACUUGGUCUUGCCGGUUUUGUUGGUCAUUUCGCAAUCGGUGUCGCAAAAGAUCAUGCAACCGGAAUCAGCAAAGUCAGCAGAUCCAGCGCAACAACAAUCGCAAGCGAUUUUGAAGUUUUUGCCGCUGAUGAUUGGCUACUUUUCCUUGAACGUGCCGGCUGGAUUGACUUUGUAUUGGUUCUUUAACAACAUCGUCACCACUGCGCAAACGGUGUAUUUGCGAAAGACGACGAAACCGAUCGUCAACGUUGGUGGUGCAUCGGCGGCUGGUGAUGGUGGUGGAGCGUCUUCGCAACCGGUGAGAGUGGAUUACGUUCCGAAAAGAGAGAGAAGAUCGGGCGCGACUAUUCCAAAGGCGGCGGCUCCAAAAGUUGACGUCUCGAACGCCAUUUCUGCGGAGUUUACCGAUUUUGACGAAGGACCUGCGAAAGUGAAGAGCGCAGUAGAGAGCGAGUUUGGGGAUUUUGAAGAUGGACCGGCGAAAGUUCAGGAAGAUGGUGAGGAUAGUAGCCGUGGAAGUCGAAGAGGCAGCCGAAAGAAGAGACGCGGAGGGUCCCGAUAA
Molecule: messenger RNA, 1533 nt
Organism: Bathycoccus prasinos
Lineage: Eukaryota; Viridiplantae; Chlorophyta; Mamiellophyceae; Mamiellales; Bathycoccaceae
Exons: 1
Coding region: 1-1533 (510 amino acids)
Biological process (GO): protein localization to chloroplast; thylakoid membrane organization; protein insertion into membrane
Cellular component (GO): chloroplast thylakoid membrane
Molecular function (GO): membrane insertase activity
Source: RefSeq, a predicted model, not a curated record